AUGGCGGGGUCAAGGUGGCACCGCCGAUGGGCGGCGCUGCUGGUGGUGCUGCAGCUCGCGGCAGGGGCCAUGGCAAGACGGCGCAACCUUCCCGAAGGCCACGGUGUUGAAGAAACCAGGCUGGACGACAAAGCCAGAAUCAUUACAUGGCUGAACUCACUGGGCAGAAUAGGGAGGCACAAGGUUUUUAUUUCUUCCGAGCCAGGGGAGGCACCACUGGGAUAUUAUGAAGGCAUCACGCUGUCCUCGAUUCCAAGGAUCAGCGAUCCGCGCAUCUCUGCUGGGAAUGCUCCAACCAUUCACUUCAUAUUCAACGUACUACCCGCCUGGAAAGGAAAGAAUUUUUAUGGAGGCCAAACGCUGGAAAACGUUGUUGCAAAUAAAUCACGGUGGCCAGCGUACAACGAUUUGACGGGGAGUUUUGAAGCCAGGCAUGGGUUUGCGGAUACGUGGCCAUCCUGGGUCGUUGCAUACUCGGACGCAUCGCCAUUCCAUUUCGUCACGGAAGAGCUCCGUACCGUGUCGCCGGGACUGCUUUUGGGCAGAUCCUACCUCUUGCCUGCAGUUGCUGGAGACGAGCCAUUUUUUGAAUAUGCACUACUGAACACAGAUCUUCUCGCAAAAGGUAUUGAAGUCCCAUCAGGAUUGAAAGGUAGAGUUGAGAAAGCGGCAGAUGUCCUGGGGGCCAAAGAGGACAAAGAGCCUACCAAGGCCCCUCGUCCUCCCAGGAAACGCUUGGACAAGAAACAAGCGCCACCACGAUACGGCCCAGCUCCGAAAAUUCCAAGUUUCAGCAGUCCAUCCGAAUUGCAGGAAUGGAUCGCUGGAUUAUCGGCUGGGGCGAGGACACGUUUGUUCGCGUCUACAGAGCCUGGCCCAAUGCCAUUGGGAGCUUACUAUGGUACAAUGGUGGGAGCGUCUGGCCUCAGCUUCGAUACGUUCAACGUAUCAUUUCGGAAUGCCGCUACGUUUCGAUCUCUGGCUCCAGAUUGGCGGGGCAAGCACUUCCUGGGCAACGGAAAAGUGCAAAAUAUUGUACGCAGCGGAACAGCAUUUAGAUCCAAGCAUCUUCGCGGGUCUGUCGCGCUCGGCCAGAGCUUGGUGGACGGCAAGCAGUCAUGGAUCCUGCGAAAUUCGAUUGUGUCUGUGUCCUACUUCCUCAUGGAUGAAAUGCGAGAGAUACAACCGGGCUUCUUGCUUGGGAAGACCUUCCUGAGCGACGCUUCUCCUGGCGACAAACCGCUCUUUGAUUGCACGCUUGUCAAAGUGGCGGAUGGCGUCCCGAAAGGGAAGACUGCCUCUGACAUCAUCGAAGCAGCUGUGAAAGACGAAUUUGCCUCGGCAAUCGCGGUGGAGCCGGAAGCGAGCCCACCUUCCACGCAGAAGGGGGACACUGGCGUGAAGGCGAGCAAGCACCACACACAUCCCGCGCCAGGCGGCCAGGAUGAAACAGGGGCCAAAUUGGCUGUGCCAGAAUUCAGCGAUGCCGUCAGUUUCAAAACAUGGCUCAGCAACUUGGAUGAAAGCGAGAGGAAGCAGGCAUUUGAAGCCACCAGUAUGGGGUCGAGACCGAGAGGAGUGUAUUCAGUUUUCAUCGUGUCGGACGUGCCGCGCCUCGAAGAUUUCAAUAUACUAUCCCAAGAUCGUGCGAUUGUACAGUUCUUCAUGCAGCAAUUGGUAGGAAGGAUAUUUGACCGAACGGGCUCAUCCCACAGUGUCCUGAGAAACGACGCGGCAUUCGAUCCUGACAUGCUCGUUGGCGAGGUGAAAAUUGGGGAAGGAUUUGCAGACUCUGCGGAUUCAUGGAUCGUGAGGUCUUCCAAUGAGUCACUGACCGCUGUCAUGGUGGACGAGCUCCGAGAAAUUGAGCCAGGGUUCUUCUACGGCAGGACUUUUCCGAGGCCCGUUGGCUUUGGAGACAAGCCUCUGUUUGAAUGCGGCCUUGUCAAAGUCGCCGACAAGGUUCCAAAGGGGCUAACUGCGUCGGCGUUCCUCGACGCUGCUGUCUAG
Molecule: messenger RNA, 2010 nt
Organism: Ostreobium quekettii
Lineage: Eukaryota; Viridiplantae; Chlorophyta; Ulvophyceae; Bryopsidales; Ostreobiaceae
Source: the annotation of a GenBank genome assembly